Hippopotamus amphibius kiboko is the source of this 3078-nucleotide messenger RNA. It is a transcript of the gene TNR, whose product is annotated as tenascin R. Bases 1 to 3078 code for a protein of 1025 amino acids. Gene Ontology annotation, molecular function: protein binding. The transcript has 20 exons. The record is from RefSeq and is a predicted model, not a curated record. NCBI's taxonomy places the organism in Eukaryota, Metazoa, Chordata, Mammalia, Artiodactyla, Hippopotamidae.
AUGCCUGCAGUGGGCGAGGACAGUGCCAGGAGGGGCUCUGCUUCUGUGAAGAGGGCUACCGGGGCCCUGACUGCUCGGCAGCCGACGGCCCUGGGGGGCCUCCAGCUCCAGCAGCGGGUUCCUGGAGAUUGGAGUGGUGUCACCAUCUCGGAGCUGGAGCCAGGUCUCACCUACAACAUCAGCGUCUACGCUGUCAUUAGCAACAUCCUCAGCCUUCCCAUCACUGCCAAGGUGGCCACCCAUCUCUCCACGCCUCAAGGGCUACGAUUCAAGACGAUCACAGAGACCACCGUGGAGGUGCAGUGGGAGCCCUUCUCAUUCUCCUUCGAUGGGUGGGAGAUCAGCUUCAUUCCAAAGAACAAUGAAGGAGGGGUGAUCGCCCAGCUCCCCAGUGAUGUUACAUCCUUCAACCAGACAGGACUAAAGCCUGGGGAGGAAUAUAUUGUCAAUGUGGUGGCUCUGAAAGAGCAAGCCCGGAGCCCCCCUACUUCGGCCAGCGUCUCCACUGUCAUUGAUGGGCCCACGCAGAUCCUGGUUCGAGAUGUCUCUGACACCGUGGCCUUCGUGGAGUGGACCCCACCUCGAGCCAAAGUCGAUUUCAUUCUCUUGAAGUAUGGCUUGGUGGGCGGGGAAGGCGGGAAGACCACCUUCCGGCUGCAGCCUCCCCUGAGCCAGUACUCGGUGCAGGCCCUGCGGCCCGGCUCCCGAUACGAGGUGUGGGUCAGCGCAGUCCGUGGAACCAACGAGAGCGAGUCCACCACCACCCAGUUCACAACAGAGAUUGACGCCCCCAAGAACCUGCGGGUUGGUUCCCGCACGGCAACCAGCCUUGACCUCGAAUGGGACAACAGUGAAGCAGAGGUUCAGGAGUACAAGGUUGUGUACAGCACCUUGGCAGGCGAGCAGUACCAUGAGCUGCUGGUCCCCAAGAGCAGUGGUCCAACCUCUAGAGCCAUGCUCACAGAUCUGGUGCCUGGCACUGAGUAUGGAAUUGGAAUAUCCGCCAUCAUGAACUCGCAGCAAAGUGUACCAGCCACCAUGAACGCCAGGACUGAACUCGAUAGUCCUCGGGACCUCAUGGUGACAGCCUCCUCGGAAACCUCCAUCUCCCUCAUCUGGACCAAGGCCAGUGGCCCCAUUGACCACUACCGAAUUACAUUCACCCCAUCCUCUGGGAUCGCCUCCGAAGUCACUGUGCCCAAGGACAGGACCUCAUACACACUGACAGAUCUAGAGCCCGGGGCAGAGUACAUCAUUUCAAUCACGGCUGAGAGGGGUCGGCAGCAGAGCUUGGAUUCCACUGUGGAUGCCUUCACAGGCUUCCGCCCCAUCUCCCACUUGCACUUUUCUCACGUGACCUCCUCCAGUGUGAACAUCACCUGGAGUGACCCAUCGCCUCCGGCAGACAGACUCAUUCUGAACUACAGCCCCCGGGAUGACGAGGAAGAGAUGUUGGAGGUCUCCCUGGAUGCCACUAAGAGGCAUGCUGUCCUGAUGGGCCUUCAGCCAGCCACCGAGUACAUCGUGAACCUGGUGGCAGUCCACGGCACAGUGACCUCGGAGCCCAUCGUGGGCUCCAUCACCACAGGAAUUGAUCCCCCCAAAGACAUCACAAUUAGCAAUGUGACCAAGGACUCAGUUAUGGUCUCCUGGAGCCCACCUGUUGCAUCUUUUGAUUACUACCGAGUAUCAUAUCGGCCAACACAAGUGGGACGACUGGACAGCUCAGUGGUACCCAACACGGUGACAGACUUCACCAUCACCAAGCUGUACCCAGCUACCGAAUAUGAAAUCAGCCUCAACAGUGUGCGGGGCAGGGAGGAGAGUGAGCGGAUCUGCACUCUUGUGCACACAGCCAUGGACACUCCUGUGGAUCUGGCUGCCACCAACAUCACUCCAACAGGAGCCCUGCUGCGGUGGAAGGCACCAGUGAGCGAAGUGGAGAACUACGUCGUUGUUCUCACACACUUUGCAGUUGCCGGAGAGACGAUCCUGGUUGAUGGAGACAAUGAGGAAUUCCAGCUCGCUGACCUGCUUCCUAGGACCCACUAUACCGUCACUAUGUAUGCCACCAGCGGGCCUCUCACCAGUGGCACCAUCAGCACUAACUUCUCCACCCUCCUGGACGUGCCUGCAAAUCUGACAGCCAGUGAAGUCACCAGACAAAGUGCCCUGAUCUCCUGGCAGCCUCCCAGAGCAGAGAUUGAGAACUAUGUCUUGACCUACAAAUCCACUGAUGGAAGCCGCAAGGAGCUGAUUGUGGAUGCAGAGGACACGUGGAUCCGCCUGGAGGGCCUGUCCGAGAGCACAGACUACAUGGUGCUCCUGCAGGCGGCCCAGGACACGGAGCGGAGCAGUGUCACCUCCACCACCUUCACCACAGGGGGCCGGGUCUUCCCUCAUCCUCAAGACUGUGCCCAGCAUCUGAUAAACGGAGACACUCUGAGCGGGGUUUACACCAUCUUCCUCAAUGGAGAGCUAAGCCAGAAGUUACAGGUGUACUGCGACAUGACCACCGAUGGGGGUGGCUGGAUUGUAUUCCAGAGGCGGCAGAAUGGCCAAACUGAUUUUUUCCGGAAAUGGGCUGAGUACCGUGUUGGCUUCGGGAACCUGGAGGAUGAAUUUUGGCUGGGGCUGGACAACAUACACAGGAUCACGUCCCAGGGCCACUACGAGCUGCGCGUGGACAUGCGUGAUGGCCAGGAGGCUGCCUUCGCCUCCUACGACAAGUUCUCUGUCGAGGACAGCAGAAGCCUGUACAAACUCCGCAUAGGAGGCUACAGCGGCACUGCAGGGGACUCCCUCAGCUAUCAUCAGGGCCGCCCCUUCUCCACAGAGGACAGAGACAAUGACGUAGCAGUUACCAACUGUGCCAUGUCAUACAAGGGGGCUUGGUGGUACAAGAACUGCCACCGGACCAACCUCAACGGGAAAUACGGGGAGUCCAGGCACAGUCAGGGGAUCAACUGGUACCACUGGAAAGGCCAUGAGUUCUCCAUCCCCUUCGUGGAAAUGAAGAUGCGCCCCUACAGCCACCGUCUCGUGGCGGGGAGGAAACGGCGGUCCUUGCAGUUCUAA